CAUUUUUGAAUUGCUUUGCCAUACGCAUACGCAGACGGAGGCGAAAAUUGCAGCAACAGAAGUGCAAAUAUUUUGACGAUGUAUUCAUCGUAAGUGUUUACGGGUUUACAAGCACGUAUUUGCUAUCGUUAGUUGUUCCAAUAGUAUUGCAUAAAAUGUAUUAAAAAUCAGCGAAAAUAGUUGACUGAUUAAAACAAGAACUCAGGUUUUGUGGCAGUACAGAAGUGAAAGCACAAUCUGGUGCACUGGUUUUGCCAUGAUGGCAGAAACGGAAAAAUAAUUGCUUGGAUUCGGUUUAUUCGCAGCAGGUGGUCGUCUCCGUUAUGUCUAGAACAGAACAUUUCCAGAUACCCGGCUGUGCCAAAGACGAGAAUAUCGUUGCAUCGCUGGUCGAGGUGGAGAAUCCUACUUGGCACAAUUUACUGGCUCCGAGUAAUGGCAACCUUGGUGAAAAAACACCACAACAGGGGGACUGCAGUGCUUCGGAAAGUUUACUUUCCACAGCAUCGACGGAGAUCUUUGGGGAUCCCUCUGGACAGGCUGAUAUUCUGAAUUCUUUGCGACUUGAGAGUGCAGUAAAUUAUGACUCAGGAAAUUUUUCAUUCUCGGAGAGUUCAAAAGGCAAAACAGCUAUCGGUCCGAAUGGACAAGAUUUGCACCAGCGGUUUGUUCAGCUUAACACGGAGCUCUACCACGCUAAAACCGAGCUGUUGACUUAUAAGUACAAAUGGAAUGAGAUUCGACAUGAGGUGGAACUGCAGUGGAACAAAAAGUAUCAGCGAAUCGAAGAUGAGAAGAUCGCUUUGGAGCAGCAGAUUGAAGAGCUGAGGGAACAGCUACAAAAAGUAAUCAAUUUGAAUGGGUCUUCCGAAGUUAGUUCUUAUUUUUUAGAGGUUGCCAACUUCAAAACAGACUUCGAUCAACUCAAGCUUCAACUGGAUUGUAAAGAUCAAGCAAAUCAUAUUUUAAAAAAACAGUUAGCAGAGCAGUAUUGUGACAAAGAGAGGCAGUCGAUUGAGGCUAGAAAAUUGGAGAAGGUGUUAUUGGAGGUACGAAAUGAACUAGCUUCAGCAAGAAAGGCCGAAGAGUGGUUUCGAAAUGAGUUACACGCGUGCCAAAACUCCAACGCCAAACUUAGAGAAAAUAUUUUAUUAUUGGAGAACAAGGCUAUGCAGUAUAAAAAUCGAAACUAUCAGCUUAAAUUUGAUCUACAACAAGCAGCACUUGUUAAAGAAGAUGUACAGCGCAGUGCUUUGAACGAGAAAAAAGAAUUGUUGAGUAAACUGAAAUACUUCGAGUCUUGUAACAAAUUAGAAAAUCGUCCUUUCGUAGUAUUUUGUGAUUAUGACGUAAAGCUGAAGGAAGCCAAUGAUAAAAUAAUAGCCUUAACGGAAGCCAGUAAAAAUUACGACCAUGAGAAAGAGCAACUUGUUUUCAGUAUCAAGGUGCUUAACAACACGCUCUCCAAUCAGGACAUAUUAGCCCAAACGUACAAAACCAAGGAAGCACAAGCCACGUCGACUAUCGCUGCUCUGCAAGGAAAAAUAUCCCGUUUAAAUGCAGAAAACAAGCAACUGCAGUAUAAGAACGAUAAACUUCAAGCUGCGAUAGCGAGGCAUGGUUAUACGAACAGAGAUCUAGAUGUCAGCAUAGGUCAUUUACGAGCACAACUGAAAGUUUUGUCGAUAAACUUCGAGAGCACACGACAAGCGCUCAGUGUAAAGGAAUGCGAAGUGAAAAACUCACAGCAGGAAAAACACGCACUCCAGGAACGUUAUCAGCACCAGUUGGAAGCGUGUCGAACGGAUUUGGAGGCCCGACUAAAAAUGAGUCAAUCGCAGGCAGCAAAGCGAUACGAGUUGCUUCUGGACAAUUUUCGAAAGAUUCAAUCUAAAAAUUUAGAUUUGGAGAUUAAACUAGGUCACUAUACGGAUCACAGCGAAAAGUUUCAAAAAAGUGAAAAAUUGGUGAAGCAACUCAAACAGGAUAUUGAGGAGCUGCAGGAUAAGGUUGUGCAAGAUGCUCAAGCAGUUGUUGCAAAGAUGACUCCGAAGGAGGGUAGAACGGUAAAAAAGAGCAUUUGUGCCAAGCAUGGUUUUCCCAUUCCCGAAGAUGAUUCUAAAAAUCUGAAAAUCCUCCUUAAGGUGAUUGAAAGCGAACAUAGGCACAAACUGAAGCGAUAUGAGCUAAAUAAUAGAACUCUGUUGAAAAAGGUGAAGGAGCAUAAUCAUGCCAGAAAACUAGCUGAGCAAAAAGUGGAAUCAUUACAACGUGAUGUUGCCAGUAUCCAUUCUCUGCAGUGCGAUUUUGCUCGAUUACGAGAGAAAAACCUGCUCCUAGAAGCAGAUCUAGAAUCAUCCCGACAGGAGUGUUCUGUUUUGCAAAACGACAAGUGUGGCUUAUUGGACACUUUGGAAAACAACUGUCUACUGAAAGCGGAUGAAGACAUCUGGAGUUCUAUUCGGCGCAUUUCUGCUGAGUUGCGAGAUUGGCAGCAUGUUCGGAAAGAAAACCAACGUUUAAAAGAAUUGCUACGUGUUAGCGAAUCAAAAAUUAAUCAACUAGAGGAAGAACUAAAAGUAUCACUAUCCUCACUGGAAGAAAAGAGUACAGUUAUUGAGAAAUUAAAACUUGCCACUGAGCUGCAACUUGCGGAGAGUGGCGAGAUUCGUUCCGCUUUGACUGUAAAAUCUAUUCAGCUAGAAGAUACUCAUCGAGUGAUUGAUGAUUUGAGCAGUGAACGAAAUUCAUUGCAAGAUACCCUAGGUGGCAAACAGUUGAACGAAGAAAAGCUGCUGGAAGAAAUUAAUUCACUUCACAAGCAAUUGAAGUUGCGAGAUGUUCAAUUGGAAACGGCAUGCAAAAGAAUUAACCUGUACGAGGAGUCUGAGAAGACAUUGAUACAGUCCAUGCAUAAAUUCUUUAAAAAUCUCCAAAUCCUUCGAGAGGAGAUAGUGGCUGAGAAGCAAGAAAAGCAAGAGCUGCAAGUAACAGUGAGGCUGUUGAAAGAAAGCCUAAAUCAAUUUGGUUUACGUGAAGUGAAGAACUGCCAAACCAACAGUCAACCGGAUAGCACCAACACAUCGAUUCCGAGCUUGGAUUCCAGCCAAGGUAACCAGCAGCAGUCGGAGCGGCCAGAUCUACUACAGUUGAACUCGUCAGCCCUUGUUGAUGUCGGUUUCAAUGAAGAAACCUUACAAACUCUGCUAGCCGAAUGUUACCACCGUGAUCACAGUCUCCGUCCACUGCAAGAAAGUAUCGCUUCAUUACGGACGGAGAUGAACAAUUUGAAUGCGAUCGUAUGGCAAAGUGGCAAUCUACGGUACCCGGCGAUUUCUCUCAUGGAGGAACUGCAGGAUGCGACCAAUGGCGCUUACAAUUGUAGAUGAGUAUGACCUAGACAAUAGUACAACUUUUUGCGCUUACACCAUUCAUUUGCAUACUUUCAACUAGAGUGAAAGUUAUGAAUAAUUGAAGUGAGCCCAGCGAUAACAAGGCAACUGACAGCGCGAGAGGCGCAGCUGCAAGUUUUUCCUCUAAUGCUUGUGCCACACUUAAAGUACUUUAAUGUAAACAUCUUUUUAGUUAGGUUUUCCUUGGUCUUACUAGGUCUUACUUGUGAAAUCUCUUUUUUUAUUGUUUUUGUCAUUGUCUGAUAUAUGUCGUUUUCGUUUUUGCGGUGUAGCUACCCCGCGGACUACACUUUGUCCUAUCACUGUUUUUUUUACAUUUUCCGGACUAUCCCGGACUACCCUUUUUCUGUCCCGGACAGUCCGCGCAAGAAACAGAGUGCAGUUUUGAAGACACCAACACAUUCACACGUAUGUGUCAAAAUAAAAAAAAAAUGUGUCAAAAUCGGUUUGCUUUGAUUAUCGUUCUUCGCGUGUCAAACAUCAGGUUGAAUUUUAUUUAUUUUAUUUUGUUAUUUGGUAAUUUUUCAUUAAAUUGGCAAAUUUUACGUACAGUAGCACAAAUGCGAUAAAAGACAAUGGCGGUAAUGACCGAAACAAAAGUGACAGUUACCUCUGGUAUUACAACUGCUCGGAAAGUGUUUUUUUUUUCAGCUGCAAAGCGAAGUCCGGGACGGGAUAGUCCUGCCGUAAAAACGAAUUCGACAAUAGUUUCAUGCAGAUUCUUAUGUUUAACAUUGUAAUUGUCAAUUUGACAUUGACGUAUUUUCUUUUGAAAAUAAUCGAAAUUUGCGAUUAGGUUCACAAUUCACAAACAUAAUUUUUCAUCAGUAUGUUUGCUGUUUAGGGCUAAAAUAAAUCAAAAUUUGUUUAAACUGCAUUAAUAAUCUCACAAUAUUCCGAAAAUUUUGAAAGUGGAGUGAGUUAUAGGUUUGUUCCAUCAUCACCUUAUAUUCUUAGGAUUUAUAAUAGGAAUGCAGUAGCAACUAUUUCUGUUUGAAAUUGGCUACCCAAAUUUUAUUAACAGAAUAUUGAACCUCUCUUUACCAUGGUUAUUCUAGAGCACCGUUGGUUUGGAUGCAAAAUGCCUUUAAAAAUAUUUGCAUAUCCUACUCAAAACGCAUAAAUAUGUUCUUCAAUCAGUAUGUCGUUCAAGAAUAUAUUUAUGUAUUUUGAGUAGGAUAGGCAAAUAUUUCGAAAGACUUUUAGCAUCCUCACCUGUGGUGCCCUAGAAAUGCAUAAAUAUGUUCUUCAAUCAGUAUGUCGUUCAAGAAUAUAUUUAUGUAUUUUGAGUAGGAUAGGCAAAUAUUUCGAAAGACUUUUAGCAUCCAAACCGUGGUAAAGAGAAGGUUAAAUUACUCAAGUUUCCGCUUAAUUUAUAGUCUGGUUUCGCGAAAUUUUAGCUCUAGUCCUUUCGUUCGUAAAUAUCUUUGAAUUAAUUGAGAAGAUCUCUGAUAGUAAUAACACACUACAAAUAAGUACGUGGAAAAUAGAUAUUUUUGAAUAACAAUUUUAAGACACUAAUUGGUUUUUGUUUUGAGAUAGCAUGUUAACUUUUCAUAAAACUUCGGUAAUGAUCUUAUAUAAGUUUCUUUUUUAAAUACUGACGAUCAUGUUUUCAAAAUUUUUAAUUACCCCAAUGAGCCUUUUAAAUUGUCUUUUGAAGUGAUAGUUGUUCAAUUUAGUGUGUGCACUGUGUUCAAGCUUAACCUACAUCCGAUUUAUCAACACUUGCAUUGAAAACUGCAGCUGUGUGCCUCGUUAUAAUAAAAUAUACCGUUUAGAUUUUAGUAAGAAAUGCUCAAUAAGACAGUAACAUGUUGGUUUACAAAGUGUAAUUACAAUUUAAAUAGAAUGGUAUAAUCCUGUUCAAUAGAAAUGCACACGGUUAGCGUACACCCAAAAACAAGUAAACGCAUUCGUUCAUUAACAUAUUUGUCACCGAUUAAAGUUGAUAUUAUAGCACAUCAAAAUGUAUAAGGAAGAAAUUCAACAUCAGAAAAAGGGAAAGGACUACAAUUCAUUAAAUAGAACACCGACCUCAAAUGUUUCAAUAUUAAUUAUGAUUAAACUAAUUAUGUUUUUAUAUAGCUAAUGAGCUGAUCGAGAACACUUUAUAUAUAACAAUAAUUCUAAAUGAUUUUUCGAUCGAUUAACUACACUGCCAAGUUACCCCGGCACAAUUCAAAAGUCAUCCUUUCGCCGGCUUUCGUGCUAGGCAUUUUUCUUGCAUAUGCAACAGUUCCUUAAUUUCGUUUACUUUACAGUAUACUUAUCGAAUACGAAGUAUUUUUCAACCAGCCAAUCUACAUCGAAUUUAUUGUUAUUUGUCUAUUUAUUUAGCUUGAGUUAAAUAGCUUCUAUUGUCUGUGAUCACUAGGUUUCUAGGAGAUCUAUUUAAUGUAUCUCGAGAUUGGGUAUAGCAGAAUUCCAAAUAUGUAUACAGGUUUACAUGCAUUAACUAGAACGCUAGUAGUAUGUCUAGAAAGCAGCCGAUUUUGUGUUAUGUAAUUUUCAUUUCAGUCUAUCAAUUCUAACUGCUUCUAGAGAUUUAGGCAUAUUUAUAUUAAUUUGAAGACAGAACGGUGAAUUACUUUAAGAACAUAAAAAAUCAAUGGUUGUUCGACUAAGAAAAAGAGUGUAACCUAUUUAUUCAUAUUUAUUCGCAUGGACUUUGUUUUAAAUAUUACAUUGUACGAGAAAUCUGUAUAAUCUGGAAACGUUUCAAAUAAAAAAAAUCGAAUUCUAA
Messenger RNA from Wyeomyia smithii (pitcher-plant mosquito), 6159 nucleotides. Its product is annotated as protein Daple-like. Lineage: Eukaryota; Metazoa; Arthropoda; Insecta; Diptera; Culicidae. The transcript has 2 exons. Bases 324 to 3389 code for a protein of 1021 amino acids. The record is from RefSeq and is a predicted model, not a curated record.